Pelecanus crispus (Dalmatian pelican) is the source of this 462-nucleotide messenger RNA. The record is from RefSeq and is a predicted model, not a curated record. Lineage: Eukaryota; Metazoa; Chordata; Aves; Pelecaniformes; Pelecanidae.
AUGUACGCCGGCCAGCGAGGAGCCACGUUAUUUGUGACAGACACCUUUGUCCAGCCUGCUCGGGACAGCGGCCGAGCGCUGCUGAGCAUCCCCGCUGCUGCCCCAGGUCGCCUCCCUCUCCUGAAAUUUGUAGAAAACAAAGAUUUGCAAAUAGAACGAGAGAGGACCGUGUAUAAUAUUUCUGGCGGCUGCACAGCCCUUGUGGUGGUGUAUUUAUUGGGGAAGCUUUAUGUGGCAAAUGCUGGUGAUAGCAGGGCUAUAAUAAUCCGAAAUGGUGAAGUCAUUCCAAUGUCUUCAGAAUUCACUCCAGAGACUGAACGCCAGCGACUUCAGUAUCUGGCUUACAUGCAGCCCCACUUGCUGGGAAAUGAGUUCACACAUUUAGAGUUUCCACGGAGGGUGCAGCGCAAGGAAGUUGGAAAGAGGAUGCUCUACCGUGACUUCAACAUGACCGGCUGGUAA